UUCACAAAUUAUAAAGAUGCCCCUAAGUGAAAACAAAUCAUGUACUGAAAACAACUCAUGCAAAAAUUGCAAAAAACUUUCCAGAAAAAUUGAUAAUUUACAAGAAACCAUCAACGACUUAGUUAAAACUGUCCAACAAAACAGUGAGGCUAUUAUGUCCGCAUUUGCCGAAAUAAAGGUAGUCACAACAAAAUUAGUUCGACAAGAAACGUCAAUCAGCACCGCUACAAAUGACUUUCCAAUAUCGUCUGAAAUCAUGUUGCAAAACAUGGAGGAAAAAAUCACUUGUGACAACCGAGAUAUUUACGUCUCUACAAUGAGCAAGCUGUGGCGAAACUGUGUCGGAAAAAAUAUAGAGAAUAUACUAGAUUCUAAAGUCAUAAUGGAUUAUAAUGUAGACGGUACUCAUGGAAAACGCUCUUUAAGGAAAUAUAAAAAUUUCUACAAAGCUUUAAUUGAAAACAUAGAAACUCUAGGGGAAAAAAUGCGGAACAGCUACUACGCCAGGCAAUGCAAUUAUGCAAAAAGAAGCAAUUCAGAAAGAAUUCUGAAAAUAAAAAGAUCGAGCUGGAGUCAACAGAAUAUAUUGAUGUGAAUUAAAUUUUAGUAUUAAUUUUUGAGUGAAUUAUUUUUUAUUUUUUAUACAUACAUCAAAUGUGGAUAUGGAUUUUUAAUUAAAUUUUUUAUAAAUUAUUAUAUUACUUUUU
Musca domestica (house fly) is the source of this 707-nucleotide messenger RNA. RefSeq lists its product as uncharacterized. Bases 17 to 595 code for a protein of 192 amino acids. The transcript is spliced from 5 exons. NCBI's taxonomy places the organism in Eukaryota, Metazoa, Arthropoda, Insecta, Diptera, Muscidae. The record is from RefSeq and is a predicted model, not a curated record.